GACGGAGGGAAGUGAACGAGGCAAGGGCAUAAAAAAUGACGUCGAGCACAACCACUGACCUCUGUUGUCCUGUUUUCUUUAAAACCACUCUUUUAAUGUUGAUAUAAAAAUUGCUUACAUAUUCGACCACACUGGGGUACAAAAACAAAUGACUUGGGUGUGGCGUGAGAGUCCUCCUGAGCAGCACACGAAGUGAGCAAGGACAAACAGAAGAAUAAUGAAGUUUCAAAAUCCUAAUAUUUUACUUCUUGUGUUGGCUGGCACCUCGGUUACUGGACUCAUUUUUUUGGGCUACAACACUAACUCAUUUGGAUACAAAGAGAUAAGAAUAUGCAUCAAUCUAACAAAAGAACAUCAGGAAAACUCAAAUUUUCAAUCACCACAAGGGCUUCAAUACAAUCAGCCAGGUGUAGUCGGCCCGGAUGGGAAAGUUAUUGCUGUGACCCCAUGGUUAGCCCCAAUUGUAUGGGAAGGACACUUUGAUUCAUUCCUGAUUGAUUCAAUCGUUAAACCACAAAACAUCACCAUUGCAACUACAGUCUUCGCUCUGGGAAAAUACACACAGUUCCUUAAAGAUUUCCUGGAGUCCGCAGAGCUGAAUUACUUUGUUGGGUUUCGUGUGCGUUAUUAUCUGUUCACCGAUCAUCCAGAACAGGUUCCUGAAGUGAAACUGGGUGAAGACCAUCAUCUUACAGUAAUAAAAGUGGCCAGUUCUAACAGAUGGCAGGAGAUCAGUUUGAGCAGGAUGGAAAGGCUGGAGAAACUAAUCGAAAGUCGAUUGAUCAAUGAAGCCAAUUACGUUUUCAGCCUUGAUGUGGACACAAAGUUCUACGGGCGAUGGGGGGCGGAGUCUUUGGGUCGUCUCAUAGGUGUGAUACAUCCUGGGUACUAUCAAACGCCACGUGAUCAGUUUCCAUAUGAACGCAGGCCAGAGUCUCAAGCGUUCAUUUCCGCUGCCGAGGGGGAUUAUUAUUAUGGAGGAGCUGUCAUCGGUGGCUCAGUGAAAGAUGUAUAUCAGCUUGCUAAAACAUGCCGGGAGCAGCUGGACAUUGAUAAAGGUAACCAAAUCGAGGCGGCGUGGCAGGAAGAGUCUCAUCUGAACAAGUACUUCCUGUAUAACAAACCCAGCAAAGUGCUCUCGCCAGAAUACCUGUGGCAGGACUUCAAACCUCACACAAACGAAGUCAAAAUCAUUCGCUUCUCACAAGUUAUUAAAAACUAUGCCGCAGUUCGUCCAAACCCAUAAUAACUGUUACAUAACUAAAUUAUACAUAUUUAUGCACUUUAAGUGUAAUUGAAAACACCUGCCAGGCAUGCAGGAUUGAUCGACUAACAAUACCUGUGGCCAAAUUUUUUUUUUUUUAGACACAAUCCCCAGAAACAAUCCUAAAACACAUUUCCUGCAAGCUUCCCCAUUGAACUUCCCUUUUGGUAUAUAUAUCAUGCUGCUCUUUCGCCUAUACCUAGAUAUACCAUUAAAAUAUAACACGCAAAUCAAUACUAUUAAUACCACACUAUGAUGUCCUUAAACUAAAGUCAACUUAAUCUAAGAUAAUGAAACCAUAGUGUAUGACAAUCAAGAAUAACACUUUAUUUAGAUAUCAAUGUAAAGCAAUGAUCACACUUGGAGAGCCCAGAUAUAGUUUUUUUCCAUAACCGCUUAGUGCUGCUCAUUGAUCUGCAACGACUAUCAACAAGUGUCAAAAACAUACUACAAAUAUAACAGCUCUGUGGUCAGCCUAUUUAUGUACUGUGAUGGAAAGAAAUUCUAAGCUUAUUUCCAAAACAUAUUAUAUCACUUUUAUAACUAUUUGAACUGAUGCAUUAUUCAUAGACAACCCGCACAGAUACUCCCAAUAAUACACCCAAAUACAACAGAUAAUAAAUGCUUAAACAUGACAGUAAUGAAAUCCAACCACAGUACUUCUGCAAAAAAGAAAGGGAAUGUAAAAAAAAUGUUUACUGCGCACGAAAAACCAACAAUGCUGAAAGAUUUGAAUGAUGUUUUCCCCGACGCUGGGAUUGUGUUUCUGUAUAAAACAAAUUCUGAAUGUUUUGUGAGUUUGUGAGAGAUUUUCUCAUUUUAUUCUCAUUUUCGUUACUGUGGAUUUUGUUUGUGUGUUCUGUUUCUGAUGUAUGUGUUUUGUAACUUUUUUGUUAUUUUAACCAAGCCCUUGGUGUUGAAAUAAAACCAGAAAAACAA
Messenger RNA from Puntigrus tetrazona (Sumatra barb), 2203 nucleotides. Its product is annotated as globoside alpha-1,3-N-acetylgalactosaminyltransferase 1-like. NCBI's taxonomy places the organism in Eukaryota, Metazoa, Chordata, Actinopteri, Cypriniformes, Cyprinidae. Gene Ontology annotation, biological process: carbohydrate metabolic process. Gene Ontology annotation, molecular function: hexosyltransferase activity. Bases 218 to 1246 code for a protein of 342 amino acids. The transcript has 8 exons. The record is from RefSeq and is a predicted model, not a curated record. Gene Ontology annotation, cellular component: Golgi apparatus; membrane; vesicle.